Molecule: messenger RNA, 4604 nt
Organism: Pecten maximus
Lineage: Eukaryota; Metazoa; Mollusca; Bivalvia; Pectinida; Pectinidae
Product: acyl-CoA synthetase short-chain family member 3, mitochondrial-like
Exons: 16
Coding region: 261-2312 (683 amino acids)
Source: RefSeq, a predicted model, not a curated record
AGUCAGGCAACAUUGAUAGUGUGCUAAUAUUAAAUAUAAAAUUAUUGAUCAAAAAAGGAUAUCACAAAUCCAAAUAUUUCAUUAUACAGAAAUACGAUCCACUCAAUUUUCUCGCUAUUCCGUGAACUUAGACGAAUAUCCGACGCCUAAUGGAGUGACUACGGUACGACACUCGGGACACCUCGAGACAUUACAUGUACAAAUGCAAGUUAACUUCGUAACUCGAUCAUAACUUUGCAAGUUUUGCUAAAACACACACGAUGGCACUCUGCAGGAUAGCAACUUUGGUCAGAAACUCCACGGCUGCAGCUAUCCGACAGGUGCAUGCAUGUUGUUACCAUCGUGUGUCGUGUUCCUGUCGCCAUCAUGCACGACAGUUCGGUGUACAUGCUGGCGAUUCGGACCGUAAGUCGACUUAUGAUCAGGUGUUCUCAAGUUCCAUAGAAUCGCCACAGGAUUUCUGGGCCACUGUGGCCGAAGAUCUGGUGUGGCAUAAAAAGUGGGAUCGCAUCCUUGACAACUCCAAGGAACCAUUCACAAAAUGGUUUGUUGGCGGGGAAAUGAACACAUGCUACAACGCCCUGGAUCGUCAUGUUGAGAACGGGGACGGAGACCAAGUGGCGAUAAUUUACGACAGUCCUGUCACAAACACCCUGAAGAAAUACACCUAUGCUGAACUUCUGGACGAAGUGAGUCGAUUUGCUGGUGUACUGCGAUCCCUUGGAGUGAAGGAAGGUGACAGGGUGCUGAUUUACUUACCCAUGAUUCCUCAGGCGAUAAUAUCAAUGUUAGCUACGAUUCGUAUUGGUGCCAUCCACUCUCUGGUAUUCGGGGGAUUUGCUGCGAAUGAGCUUGGAGUUCGUAUUAAGCAUGCUGCGCCAAAAGUUGUAGUGAGUGCAAACUGCGGUGUGGAGCCAAAUCGCACUGUUGACUAUAAACCCAUGCUGGACAAUGCUUUAGCCAACAUCGACUUCAAGCCAGACAAGUGUGUUAUCUACAACAGGCCAGGGUUUACACCCUCUCCACUGGUAGCGGGGCGAGAUGUCUGUUAUCAUGAAGAGAUGGCUGGGGCCUCCCCAGUGGACUGUGUUCCUGUGUCUGCGACUGACCCCAGCUAUAUUCUGUACACCUCUGGGACCACAGGUCUACCGAAGGCAGUAGUGAGACCAAGUGCCGGACAUGCUGUUGUACUCAAAUGGUCUAUGUGGAAUAUCUACGGUUUAAAACCAAAGGAGGUAUGGUGGGCUGCUUCAGACUUGGGCUGGAUUGUCGGACAUUCCUACAUCGCCUACGCUCCACUUCUAAACUGUAAUACUACAGUGCUGUUUGAGGGGAAACCAGUAGGGACACCGAAUCCAGGCACUUUCUUCAGGAUCCUUAAGGAGCAUGAUGUCAGUGCCAUGUUUGUCGCCCCCACAGCUCUCCGGGCCAUCAGAAGAGAGGAUCCAACAGCUGAACAUGGACAGUCAUAUUUCCCAUUACCAAAGUUCCAGAACAUGUUUGUGGCUGGUGAACACUGUGACAGGGAAACUAUGGACUGGACUAAGACGACUUUCAGAGUCCCUGUCUUGGACAACUGGUGGCAGACAGAGACUGGCUGGGCCAUCACCUCCACCAACAUUGGGCUGGGAGAUAGGACAAACCCCCCUCAGGGAGUCACAGGAAAGCCUGUCCCCGGCUGGAAUGUUAAGGUCCUAAGAAAUGACGGCUCUGAGACGGACAACAUGGAACUAGGACAGAUCGUUGUCAAGCUACCUUUACCACCGGGAAGUUUCUCUACACUUUGGAAAAAUGAUGAGAAAUUUGAGGAAACUUACUUCAAAAGUAUACCGGGUUACUACAACACGAUGGACUCUGGAUACCGCUGUGAGGAAGGUUACAUUUCCGUCCAAACACGGACAGACGACGUUAUAAAUGUGGCAGGGCAUCGUCUGUCGACUGGAGCCCUGGAAGAGGCUAUACUGGAGAGUGAGGACGUGGUAGAGGCUGCUGUUGUGGGAGUCCCUGAUGACCUCAAGGGUCAGGUACCUCUGGGACUUUGUGUAAUGAAACACGGUGUGAAGAAAUCAGAGGCAGAGGUCAUCCAGGGUGUGGUCGAGAAGGUGAGACAAUUCGUAGGACCAGUGGCCAGCUUCAAACAGGCAGUCAUUGUACCCAAACUGCCCAAGACUCGGGCUGGCAAGACAGCUCGAAACACGCUGGCAGCCAUAGCAGCAGGGAAACCCUAUAAGGUCCCUGUCACUAUUGAAGACGCUACAGUCUACCCAGCAAUACAUAAAGCUCUAGCUGAGGCAGGCUUCCCGCCCAAGUAACCAAUGGUCAUCUCCCUAGUCACAGUAACAGGCAACCAGUGGUCAAAGGACAUUUAGUGACUAAACCAGUGGUCACAGGACAAUUAGUGACUAAACCAGUGGUCGAGGGACAAUUAGUGACUAAACCAGUGGUCGAAGGACAAUUAGUGACUAAACCAGUGGUCAAAGGACAAUUAGUGACUAAACCAGUGGUCACAGGACAAUUAGUGACUAUACCAGUGGUCACAGGACAAUUAGUGACUAAACCAGUGGUCACAGGACAACUAGUGACUAUACCAGUGGUCACAGGACAAUUAGUGGCUAAACCAGUGGUCACAGGACAAUUAGUGACUAAACCAGUGGUCACAGGACAAUUAGUGACUAAACCAGUGGUCACAGUACAACUAGUGACUAAACCAGUGGUCACAGGACAAUUAGUGACUAUACCAGUGGACACAGGACAAUUAGUGACUAAACCAGUGGUCACAGGACAAUUAGUGACUAAACCAGUGGUCACUUGUUAACCAUGUAAUACCAAGUUACAGGUAAAACUGAAUGAAAGAAACGGAAAUGAAAUCCUGCCACAUUGACUGUAUAAUGGUUGUCUGUGAUUUUGAGACUCAUAUCUGCAUAUACUCCAGAACAUAGGAGCUAUUCAAGGUGCCAAGUUUUAACACAAUCUCUUUUAAAUUAAUAAUUUUUAAAUGAUCAUUAUUCUGCUCAUUUGUAAAAUAUAUAAUGGUGUUUAUCGAUUUAUUGAGUGAUAUUGUCCUUCAAAUGUCAUAUCUGGAGGAUCAUUUUUCCUUUUUGAAAAAAAUAGAUUCAUCUUAAAGUCCGUUUUAAGAUAAUGAUAUAUGAUGAUGUGUUUGUGUGCCAUAUUACAUGCCUUUACAUGAACUGUCUGCAAUGUUUUAUAUGAUUAAACAGUGUACAUGUAUAAUACUACAAAAGUACUACUUUGUAUGUGGGUUAUAGACAAUGUUUUAUAUGAUUAAACAGUGUAUAUUUCUACUUUGUAUGUGGGCUAUAGACAAUGUUUUAUAUGAUUAAACGGUGUAUAUUUCUACUUUGUAUGUGGGCUAUAGACAAUGUUUUAUAGUAUUAAACGGUGUAUAUUUCUACUUUGUAUGUGGGCUAUAGACAAUGUUUUAUAUUAUUAAACGGUGUAUAUUUCUACUUUUUAUGUGGGCUAUAGACAAUAAUCUCACUGACAUUUGGUGUUUAAUUAUUCUGACCUGGAUUUCUAAUGUUGUGCCAUGAAUCAAUACUAGCAUUCAGUAUUUUUUUUAUACUUCCAAAAACAAGGGUUCUAUGAUUUUUACCUUGUCUUGAUGUGUACAAUCAUUAUACAAGCUCACCAUUGUGGCAAAUCACAAUUACUUGGCUAAAAGAUAAAUCAAGCUUUGUUUGGCUUAAAUAAAACAUAGUUCUCUCUUUUUGCAAAUUCAUAUUCUGUUGUUGUAUAUACUGUUUACAGACAUUGAAUGAUUUUAGUGACAUAGAAAUAACUCUCUUGCUUAUAUUCAUAAACAAUUUGAUAUAACUAAAAAUCAAUGAGAACAUUGUCUAAAUACACUUUCCUCUUUUCACUGUUACUUAUUAUAAAAUGUAAAUGAUUAUAUUUUGCAUGACAUUGUAUAAAACACAAUAGUUAUAUUUUUAUAUAUAGAUUAUACCUAUUAUUCGUACACAAUAUAUAUUUUAUACAAUAUACACAGAAGAUAAUCCUUCCAUGUUGAAUGAUUUGGUUGUAAUCUCCACCAUUUUAUUACAUUCUAUAGAACUACAUACAUGUAUAUUUGGUGGUAAGGUUUGUGAUGACAUUUACAAUUUGCUAAUUUGUUUAUUCAUGAAAGUUUUUAUAUCUGCCUUUUAGUAAAGAUCGAAGUGUAGUUUAUCAGAACAGAUUGCAUGUAUUGAACACUUAGUAAUGCCAUGUAAUUUUUUAAUUGUCGCCUGUUAUUGAAUUAAUGGAAGUCUUGUAUUUCACUUUUGCCCUCUCUGCUUUUAAUUUUAGAUUUUCAGCUUCAUGCUUUUUUCCCUGUAGAAUAUUUCACCUUUCCAAAUUAAUCCUUUAUUAAUCGGCCAGCUUUGUGAAUAUUUAUGUCCAGAAACGUCAUAUUUAUAAUCAUAAUGUAACUUGGAUCUGUAAAUGAAGGACAUUUUUGACUUUGAUGUCACAGCUACGUUAAAUGUUUUAAAAUCUUCCAAAGACAGAAAAAAUAAAAACCAUUGUGGAUUGCAGCAAGCUAUGAUGAAACGGUACAGCUGCGUCAAAUGUGCUAAAAUUUCAAGUGUAGAGAAAAACAAAAA